Messenger RNA from Nothoprocta perdicaria, 3192 nucleotides. RefSeq names its product transmembrane protein 250 (gene TMEM250). Lineage: Eukaryota; Metazoa; Chordata; Aves; Tinamiformes; Tinamidae. The record is from RefSeq and is a predicted model, not a curated record. The transcript has 3 exons. The coding region runs from base 358 to 777 and encodes 139 amino acids.
CGGCGCGCCCGGCUCGGCGGCCGCCGGGGGCCAUGGGCGCCACGAUCAACUCAUGCCUAGAAUGUUGUGAGUCUAUGAAGCACCUUAGCAAUCUCUUUCACUCUUCCUAGAAGGCCGCGUGUCACAGGAAAACGUCACGUUUCUGUUAUUACAAGAAUUAAGUGGCAUCCUGAAAAAAGAGCGGAAAACCGACCUGCUGAGUGGAUGGCAGCACCAUUAAAAAUGUCUCUUCCUUCCUGGAAAUYCAGCAGCCAGCUAGCGCUCCUGGGCUGUCGGAUGAGUUCCGUGUUAACGGAUGGCAUUUGAUAUGUGCCCUGUAAAUCCUGCGCUGGGACUCGGUGAGCGCCGGGCUGCCUGAUGCCUGUAAUCCCCAUUCCCCGGCGGGUCCGCUCCUUCCACGGCCCGCACACGACCUGCCUGCACUCGGCCUGUGGCCCGGUAAGAACCACUCACUUGGUGCGCACCAAGUACAACAACUUUGACAUCUAUCUCAAAUCCCGAUGGAUGUACGGAUUCAUUCGUUUCCUGCUGUACUUCAGCUGCAGCCUGUUUACCUCCAUCCUCUGGGUGGCACUCUCUAUCUUGUUUUGCCUUCAGUACCUUGGCAUCCGGAUCUUUCUGCGUUUCCAGUACAAACUCUCCAUCAUCCUCCUCUUACUGGGGCGAAGGCGCGUAGACUUCAGCCUCAUGAAUGAACUGCUCAUCUACGGGAUCCACGUGACCAUGCUGCUAGUCGGGGGGCUGGGAUGGUGUUUCAUGGUAUUUGUGGAUAUGUAAAUAAAACCAGCGCAUGUGGGCAGAGAAGGUGAUUCUUCUAACCCAAAAUGUGUGAAUAUCCUCCUCUCCUUUUUUUAUAUAAAUUAAUUUAUUUAUCAGUGCUACUUUUUAUUGAUAAAUCAAUGGACAUGUCUCUGGAAUUUGUAUUAUUUUUGAGGGWUUAGGUGCCAUUUUGGUUAUCAAAGUGCAGCGCUCGAUUGGGUGGUUUGUUUUCUUUGCACAGCGAAACUUAAUAGGAAUUUCCUUCAGUCCAUAGGAGCCCACCUUGCUGCAGCUCCUAUAUUCCAGUGGGCUUGAAGAAGGCAGUGAUUUAUCCAGAGCUUAGAACCCGGAUAACUUUGCACCCUCUCCUUUUAACCCAUCUUCACACUUUUUCUAAGAACGUUCCUCAAUGCUUUAGGCAUGUAGCAGUAUCCCUCUUCCCAAUGCCCUCCCUUUUCUAUGUCGUUUGCAUUUURCAUAUCCUCUAUGAAGAAUAUGGGGCCAAAUUCAACCACUUUUUUCCCUGGAUUUGUGCAAGACGUGCAUCGUAGCCCCUGCAUCAUUCCCUUUGCUCUGACGUGGCUAUACAACUCCGAAUGGCUUUGUCCUUUCCAGGCAAUUAGUGCUGAGUAAUUGAGUUUUGCCCUAACAGAAGCAGCCCGYGGGAGCGAUGGGAGCCGAGCUCAGUGUCAUGUGCUGCUGAAAUUCCCACUCGUAGCAAACAAGUCCUCUUGCCCUGGCGAUGAUGGGGAGCCCAUUGUGGAUUUCUGUGACGUGGGGAUCUUGGCGUUUGGUUUUGACUCUUUGCUGAAUUGAUUUGUCCCUGUUUUUCCAGAGUUACUUCGGUCUUGCUGGGCUCUAAUAAGACUCUGUUACCUAGGAGAGCUUCCAAGCGGAGCAGAAUCUGAAAUGACAGUGUGUAUUCCUUGGCACUGUAGAAAACACCAGCUCUCCUACCUUCCAGGAAUAGGAGCGGGGUCAUCAGAGAGCAUUACUAAUGGCUCAGGGAGAGAGAGUGAAGCAUUAGGCUUGGUUUUUACUGAUCUUGAUCUCAGGCUGUUCCUCUGCAGUCAAUUACAUAAUCUUUCUAAGGAGUUCAGUUUUCCUAAAGUUUUCCUUGAUUCUCCUUUCUUUUAAUGCAAUAUUGUCCCUCUCCCCAGGUACUUUAAAGAACUGUGCGCUGAAAAAAAAAUAUAUAUAUAUAUACAUAUAUUGUUCAGAAUGUUAGGGCCUCUUUUUGCCCUGAAAUCACCGAUGUUGGUAAUUGUGGAGGAAUAAUGACUCUUGUUACGAUUUGUUUGAUCCAAGAUACAAAUGUGCUUCGGUUAUUGGGUGCUAGCAGCCCCUGCAGCGGCGCUUCGCGGCGCUUCACUGCUCGGGCUUCCUGUCACUCUUCUGCAUCCAGAUUCAGUCGUGCAUACCAAGAAAAAUUGUAUAUCCUCACCACAUCAAACAAACAAUUCCCAAAGUGUCUACCAAGUCAAAAAGAGGAGAGGAAAAGUUGCUUUGACACUGGAAAGUAAUUUCCUCUUUUCUACAAAAACUGCCAAAUGCCGACUGUCAGAACGCCUUGAAUCUUUACUUGAGUCUGCAAUUCCAGAUAGAUCAGUGGAAAAUUAAGUAAUUGAGGAGAAGGCCUUGGAGGCCUUAGGAAGUUUAAAAUAGUCUCAUUCUUGGUCCUCACUAGCACUUGGAUCCUUGGUGGUGCUCGGGCGGUGAGAUCCUCCCAGCGUAGCAGGGGAAACGAGGUCCCUUUGAAGUCACGCUGGCAGGGAAGAGGAAUUAAUUAUCAAAUGAUUGGGUUUAUGAUGUAAUAAUGCGAACAUAUUAGAUCUACAUGACUAGAGCAAUGCUUGGCACCUCUCUGCCACUUUUCAGAGCAUUUUCCAGCAAGAGCUAAUUAAUACUCACAGCAUUCCCAGGAGAUUGCAAAAUAAGUAAAGUCUGGGUAAUGAUUCAGAAUUUCAAUCCAAUGUUUUUAAAUUUAACUUCUUUUUCCCUAAGAUUUAAGAUCACUUUGCCAAAAUAUUAUUUUUCUCAAGCAGUUAAGAUUUGAGAGGUUUCUUACAAGCCCAAGGGGAGCCAAACCACAAUGGAKGGAAGGAGGGAGAGGCAGAAUAAAUGUUACAUCAAAUAUGUGCUAAGAAUAAGGUGUCUUUUUUCUUCCUGUAUACAUUUUUUUAAUUGAAAAAAAAAAAAGGCAUUUUUAAUGGGCUGGGAUAGAAGCAAGUUUGGCAGAAUAGAACAAAUAAGAAAACAGGGAAUCUUUUCAAGAGUUAAGAAUCCAGAAAUAUUUCAUAUUAAGCAGGUACUUGCAGACUGUAUCCCCUGGGGAAGUUCAUUUUCCUUAGGAUUUGUUGCUCUUUCCAGGUCCACCGUUGCCUGAGGGGACAGGUCAGGCCCCAACAUCUGCUACGACUCUGCUGUCUUAUU